Molecule: messenger RNA, 1275 nt
Organism: Aphanomyces astaci
Lineage: Eukaryota; Oomycota; Saprolegniomycetes; Saprolegniales; Verrucalvaceae
Exons: 8
Coding region: 57-1148 (363 amino acids)
Molecular function (GO): protein binding
Source: RefSeq, a predicted model, not a curated record
CGCUCUGAACCCAACUCGAUCGAUUGUGUGACAGCUAACACACUUGCUUCGUGAGUAUGAUCCGCGACGGCAAACUCCUCGCUCCGCCCAUUGCCUUGGAACCGCUUGCGCCCGCCAACCAGGGGUCUCAACUGGCCGAAGCCACGCCCCAAACCGACUUGCCUCAACGCAUGGAUGCCCCUCUCAUGAUGAACACUCCCGCUCGAACCCCGAGCAUGUCGCGGGACGACCGCGUGCGUCAGAACGUGUUCUCGGCGCGCGCCAUGGCUCGGCGAAAGCACGCUUUGUCCAAUAGCGUGGGGCUCACUAGUUCCAGCCUCAACUUGGACAAACCCAAGGAAACCGCCGUCGACGCCAAGCGCCUGAAGGACUUCACCAUGCUGGCCGCCUCGAGCAAACGCGCGGGGCGAACCGAACAAGAAGCGCUGGCAUAUUUCAGCAUGGGCAUUGUGCACGACAACUUGGACGAGUUUGGCUUGGCCAUCGACGUGUACAAAAAAGCGCUGGCGCUGCUCCACGACUCGGACAACGUGCCGUUUCGAGCGCUCGUCGUCUCCUGUAUUGGGGUGGAUUACCAGCUGAGUUCGUCCUCUGACGUGGCAUACACAGGGCGCUUUGUGGACGUCGAUAGCGCGGACCUGCAGGCGGCCCUCACGUACCACCAGAUGCACGCCGACCUCACGGUGGACGACGCCGGCCAAUUCGUCGCACAUACGAACCUUGGCCUCACCCUGGGCAGUCUUGGACGGUUUAGUGACGCGGCGAAACAUCAUCAAGAAGCACUCCGUUUGGCCAUUCGCCUCAACAGCGCGUACGGACAAAGCCUCGCGGUGGGGAACCUCGGGCUCCUUGCCAGCCGACAGGGCGACAUCUCGACGGCCACAGCGUGCAUGGACCAGCACCUACAGCUGAUUCAGAGCGUGCAGGACCGCAGUGCCGAAGUGAACGCGUGGAUGCAGCUGGGGUUCCUAGCCACCACGGACGGCCACCACGACAACGCCGUCCGGUACUUUGACCAGGCGUACCGUCUGGCCCAGGACCUGAACGAGAUUGGCAUGAUGAAGCAGGCCAGUUGCUACCUCGGCAUCGCCCGUGGCUGUCUCCACACCCACACGUUCUUUAGCAACGUGUUGCAGUCCAUCACGUAACCAUGGUGGCUACUUACUAGCAUCACUUCAAUGUUUAUACCAAGAUAUGGCCAACUAGUGAAUUCAAGCACUUCAGUUGUUGGGCAUUUAGCUAUUUUAAUAGAGCUAGCUUCAAAGCUAGUAAUGC